This is a messenger RNA of Ostreococcus lucimarinus CCE9901, 2313 nucleotides long. RefSeq lists its product with no specific name. NCBI's taxonomy places the organism in Eukaryota, Viridiplantae, Chlorophyta, Mamiellophyceae, Mamiellales, Bathycoccaceae. The transcript has a single exon. Gene Ontology annotation, molecular function: protein binding. The record is from RefSeq and is a predicted model, not a curated record. Bases 1 to 2313 code for a protein of 770 amino acids.
AUGUCUUCGCACCGCUCGUCGUCCGCGUCGCGUCGCGCGUCGUCGCGUCGCGCCUCGAGCGAUGCGAGCACGUCGCAACGGUCAUGGAGUGAAUCGUCACGGAGCGACGGCGAUGGCGACGCCGCGCCGCACUAUCGCAACGCGCGCGAUCCGCCGUUGCGCCAAGGCGUGUCUCGCGUCACCGUCAGCGCCGAUAAUCUGUCGAACGAGAGCGAGUGGGAGACGAUGAAAAUCACCGCGAGCGCGGCGGCGAGAGGCGCGGCGACGACGGCGGCGCGGCGACGACGAUUCUGCGCGGCGGUGCGUCGGAUGGCGGGCACGAAGCGUGGAAUAUACGAAAUAAUGCGAAGUCCAGGGGCGGUGAGCGCGCUUCGGCGGUUGAUGAGCGACGAGGACGUGGAUUGUCGACGAGGGGCGUGCGAGGCGGUGAGCGAAUUGGCGAAGACGCCAUUCGGCGCCGCAUUACUGUGCAGCACCGACGCGCAGUUGAAAGAGGCCUGGGGAACGGUGCGGACGUGGGAGUGGAAGAUGGCGCUAGCGAGGAUAAAGCGGACAUUUGGGUAUAAAACGUACGCGCAGUGCUUGGCGGCGUUCGCGACGUCGACGUCGUUACCACUCAAGGCAUCCGGGGAAGCCGUUGACAAGUACUUGUCGCGGCAGGUGUUUUUUCCAUUACAGUCCAACUUUUCGCCGACGUUUCGCGAUGAGACGCACGCGUUAGAGUCGUUGUCUAAAGUUUUGAGUCGACCGGACGACAAGCCCGAGGUGUUGUACGCCGCCCUGAGCGCCUUGGACACGUUGUUAUCAACGGUGAAUUUCUCGGCUGAAGUCAUCCCGUUGGUGAAUCAAUCGACUUACGCGACGGCGCAGCGCUUGUCGAAAGCGACGGAAACGAGUUUAGCCGCACUCGACCCCGUGGAGGCUUUCAUGGGUUCGGACUGGACUGAGGCUGUUCGUGGCCCCGGGUGCGUCGGCACCGUCGUAAUGUUGUUCAAGCGUUGGGUGUUGAAGACCGAUGAAAGCACCGUUGACGGAGACGAAGCCAGCGAGCGCGAGGAAGAAGACGAAGAUGACAGAGAAGCCAUACGGCGACGAAAUGACAAAGCCGUGCUUUCAGUGACACAAUUCAAAUUAGACCGAAGAUUGAUGGUGCUCGCGUCGCACAAGACGGACGCAAUCAUCAGAGAAGACGCGAGCCGCAUCUUAUACGAAGCGACGCUGAAUUGCGAAAACAAGAGCGUCGGCAAGCGAGUGUUUGAAAUGCUCGUCAGUAGCGACAGUGUUCUACGCGCGAGUACGCUUUCGUGGAUGGCGUACUUGUUCGUACAACAUGUGCGAACCGUGCGCGCUUUUGUUUCGAUCGACGAAAACGAGAUAUGGCCUUUGACGAAGACGGUGCGAUACUUGCUUUCGGACGACGUGCUGCGUUCGGCGAGCAGAGGGCUGUCGGAACAAGAAGAGUCCAUACGCUUGGGCGCCACGCGAAUGCUUCGCGCCGCGUGGGAUGCGGUAUCAGUUAAGCCAUCAGCCAUGCCGGAAAAAAGCGAAGAAAACCCAGCGAUCUUUGUCGACGAGCGGCUUUCGUUCCCCGGAUCCCACGAGCGCUGGCUCGUCUUUGUGAAUAGCGGCGCCGUAGCCGCGCUUUGCGACAUGCAGCUCAGUCGGGCGAUAGGGGCGUCGCAGCUUGCGGAUUCCACGCUCGAUCACCUCGUGAAAACCGAGCCUGCGGCGAUGCAGUAUUUGCUAUCGCGCAACAAGCAGCCGAGUGCGGCGGAGAAGCGCGAGGUGAUUCGACAAAAGGUUGAACAUCACAAGGCGGAUUUCCCUCGCUCGAGGGUGGUUGAAACGCAGACGCUGCCCGCGGAAGAGGAAUCGCCGCCGACACCAACCGACGCCCAAGACAGUCUUGAGAGCGUGAACAUCGCGCCGCAUCGCGCGCGGUGGCGCGAGUAUAGAGAAAAUCACAAGCCUAUCGUCGCUAAGUUUGUUGACGUCGACAGCUUCGGAGAUGACGAACUUGAUCGCGAGGGGUGGCGAGCCAAAGCGGAGGACUUUAUAAUCGCGGGUGGAUCGGCGCGAAAGAAGAAAGGUUACGAAACACAUCGUGGUCCGUACGAACGGGCGGUUUUACGCGAAGGAACGCUCGGUUUGGCGGCAAAAAGCGACAAAAUGCCCGUAGUGUUCUCAGCGAACCCGAACGUGGGCCCGUACGACGCCGCCGCACCGCGAAGCGCUUCGGCGAAAGUUUUCACGCGACCGAGUAAGCGACAUGAGAUUCCGCGAGACGGUAUCCCCUCGAACGCGAGGACCUAG